AUGCGCACUUAUCUUUGGUUAGCAGUGCUCCUGGCGGUGGCCACCACCACCUGCUUCAAGGCCAAGCCGCUGGUCUCCUUCGGUGUCAGCUAUCAGCAGCCCUACGUGGGACCCCAGCCGGGACCCUAUUACUACGGAGGAGGAGUACCCUACUACCAGAACUACCACAACAGCCCGGGACCCUACGGCUACCCCUAUCCGUAUGCCAAUCGCUAUGGCGCCCUCGAUCUCGGAAUCGGCGCCCUGUCGCUGUCCUCAUUCCUCCUUUGA
Molecule: messenger RNA, 270 nt
Organism: Drosophila takahashii
Lineage: Eukaryota; Metazoa; Arthropoda; Insecta; Diptera; Drosophilidae
Source: RefSeq, a predicted model, not a curated record